Pocillopora meandrina is the source of this 8744-nucleotide messenger RNA. NCBI's taxonomy places the organism in Eukaryota, Metazoa, Cnidaria, Anthozoa, Scleractinia, Pocilloporidae. The record is from the annotation of a GenBank genome assembly.
AGGAUAUUGUCGGCCAUCUUAUUUUCUGUGUCAUCAAACGAGGCAUACCGAACCCCUUGUUUACUUUAAUUUCUGCCUGAUUAUCAAGGGUUUUUUGCCUCUCCUUUGCAAUUAUGUCGGUAGUUGAUAGAUUAGACGCUGCUAAACACUCGAUAACUGGCUCUUAUAUAGCCAAAAUCGUUUGCAAAGCGUCGAGCCGCGAAGUUAUGGGACCGAAAAGGAAGCACUUGGAUUGUAAGUUUACUCUUUGACUAAAUGUCUCUGAUAUUUUACUAGUUCAGAGUUGACGGUAGUUGAUGAAUCUUUUAUUGAUAUAUUUUGUUCUUCAGAUCUAACCUCCUGCACACAGAAUGACAAUGUCUCGAUUCCAAACCUGGCGGAUUUAAUAUUUGAAAGAUGCACGAAUUCCAGUUGGGUAGUAGUUUUCAAAGCCGAAUGCACUUUCCAUCACUUGAUGUCUUAUGGGAAUGAGGUAAGUUAUGGAUCAUGCGUCUCUCUAAGAAUUUCUCUGGUAAAGAUAUCCCUCAGUAUUAACAGAAUGAGGCAUCUGUAAUCGGUUAGACACAUGCAAACGCUACGAAAGUUCGUACACACAAGUUAGCGUUUGUACCAGUAUCCGAUGUCACCUAUAAUCAGACAUUGGUGUCUCGCAAAAAAAAUUUCAGUUCUACUUUUGCCAAAUAACUAUCAUAUUUUAUGUCUUCGAUCGAAGUUUCGCCUUUUGAAAGAUGUUGUUAAAUUACUCAGUUCUCUGUCUGUUUUCUUCGUAGCAAGGUAACAUCGAUCACAAUUUUCUGUCAAAUUUGGCGUUUAUCUUGUUGGGAAUUAUAUAACCGUGUUUUGUGUCAUAUUAGCGGGAAAAAUAAUUUCAAGUAAGCUUGUUUAUGGUAACCCCUAAAAUAUGGGGCUCAUUGUAAAAGCAAUAAAGUUAUCUUGUUUUUAUAGGUCUAUGAAAUGUCCCACGAGAAAACCCACGAAAGUUAAAACUCGUUGGAAGUUGCAACUUCAGGAAAAUUCCUUAAAAAUUAAACCGAACGUAGUCAGGAAUACUAUCACUGCCGAAGCACUCUCAAUUAUUGAUGAGAAGAAUAAAGAACUGUUUUUUUCUUUUAGUUAUAUUAGCUCAAUCACGCCCCUAAAAUAAGUUUGGGGGUUUGCCAAACCUAGUGUGAAAAUAAAAGUUGCGAUGGGAAAGUGUUCGUUAAUUUCGGAACUUUAUAUUCAUGUUAUUUUCAGUUAGCUUCGUUUGAAUAUUAUGCUUCAGUCAAAUGGGAGACAUUUUCACGGUGUCGUUUUUUUCAUCGCUUGUUUCUUUCGUAAGUGAUGUAACGUUCCGAUGUCAUUCAUUUAUGUAGGUUUCGAGCUUUCAACCGGUGCGAAUUAUGUUUAUCUGGCACCUUAAUUAUCCAGAUAGCUCAUCAUUUAUCUCCUGUGUCGAUCAAGAGAUAAAUCUUAUUUGUGGGAUUUCUGUCGUAUCGAUUACUUACUCAAUUCUUGUUUCCAUUGAAAUUAUUUUUGAAGCAUUUCUGUUUCAUUGUUGAACAAAAAUUCCUCUUUGCCCAUAUCGUAUUCCAUGUCAACACAAGGAUGUAAUUUACAUAUUUAUGGCGUAUGUUUCUCGCCUUUCAUCUGAAUCUUUUCAUUUCCACCUGAGAAGGUGUCGUGGAACUUUGAUAAAAACGGUUGAAAGUGUUGUUAUAGUGCAUCAAUGAAUAUUUGCAGUAGAAUAUUUCUGUAUUUAAAAAUGUAGUAGUGAGUUUAGUUUUUUUUCUUAAGAGAAACAUUUCAAGAUGUUAUUGAUCUUUAUAAGGGUUAUUUUCUGGUGCUGUCACUUUAUUUGAAAAAUACUAGACAAAUUAUAAACAAUGGAAGUCAUUACUAAUCACAUGACUAAUAGAUAUUCAUCAUUUAUUUUGUAUUACAUUCAUACUCUGCUCAUCUUUUUCACAGAGAUUCAUCCAAUACAUGGCUUCAAGAACGUCAAACUUCAGUCUUGGUAACUUUCUUGACAAAAGUGGUGUUCAGGGUGAGUGAUAUCAUUGUUUUACUUCAAGUUGUAUUGCUAGAUUUAUUUUCAAUUUCUAAUCUCUUUUAUCAGUGAAAUACCCAGACUGUGUUCCACCUUUAAACUUAAGAUAUUUGGCAUCAUCUGUAUGGCUUUUUUCAGCUAUGGGGAAACUACAGUGUAGUAGAUAUAGUACAUCAUAAAAAUUGAAGGCAUGCUAGGUGUUAAAGUGUCCUAGGCUUUGUUCUUUCCAUUUUAUUCCAUGGUUUAUUUAUAUAAACUCAAUUGCAUCAUUUGAUAUUUUUGUAAAGGAUAUGACAUGUCAACAUUUGUAAGGAGAUAUGGAAAAUACUUAAAUGAGAAAGCUACUUCCUACACAGAAAUGGGAUAUGACUUUUGCCGGAUCAAAAGAGGGUAAGAAAAGAUUCCAUUAGAACAUAUUUUUAUGCAAGUUACAUUAAAUACAUUUGACUUUCAAAACAAUUCAUUUUUCUUACAGAAAAGAAGAGGGUGUUUUAAGAACAAUGGAUGCUCCCAAAGUAGGUGUCUUAAGUUUUUUAACAAUACUACAAUGUAUUUAUGAUGCAAACUUUGUUUUUGUUUGGCCAAGUGACCAAACCAAGACUUGAUCUGGUGAAGAGCUAUUUUGUUGGCUAGACAGAGAUUAUCUUGAAUUAUUUGAUUAAAACAAUGACAAUAGGAAAAAGGAUAGCUUGAAAUCCAAAUAUAGGCAACAUUUUUUAAUUACUUUUAGUAUCUCAUUUCAACCCACCCAUCCAAAGAAAUGAUUCUUCCAAGGGAAGCAUCCCUAUGUUUUUAAUUGUCUUUCUUUGCCUCCUUUUUCAUCAACAGCUUCUCAAAGCCCUCCCAGUACUGCAGCAGCAAAUUGAUGCUCUUCUUGAAGUGGAUGUAUGUUGAACUUUUUUUGUAUCCAACUAUCCUCUGUUAUUUUUUUUACCAGUAAUUCAUUAAACCAUGUUUUUUCAGGGCUCCAGACUUAACUCUUUCUAUUGUUUCCAAAUAGCAACCUAAAUCCUCAAGCAAUCAACACAAAUUUAGUAUUAGGGGUUACACAUACAAAUUUAUAUACAUUGUGCAGUGCAGGUGGAACCAAUCAUUUUCACCUUAUGACAUGCUUUUAUGGUGCACAAAUGUCUUUCUUACUGUAAUUUUAAACCAUUAACAGUGAGUGUUGUACAGUACUGCUCAAAAGUAAUUUGACAGUUUCAACUCGAUCCUUGAUCCUUUACUCAAAACUAUUGAGAAUGGAGGAACAAGACACUUGGAGAACUGGAUCUGGAACUGCAGUAUUGAGAAAAUUAUUUAAAAACUAUUUAAUUAUUGCAUGCAAAACAAUAGUGAAGGACAAAGCACUUGGAAUGCAGCUCUUCUUUAGACAUGCAGACAGCUUGCAGACAUGCAAAAAUUUUUAUAUCGGGUAAGGCUCGAGCUUUAGCCAAGCCCUGUCUUAGUGUUGAUGAUAUUGAAUAAAGCAUGCGCUACAUUUAUUUUUACAUCUACAAAGCUUAACUUUUACUGGGAACGAGGGUCGCCAAUUUGGCGAUUUCUUCAGCAAAUCUAGUGAUUACACAUGGCAACCGAAAUACUUGCAGUUUGGAUCAGUGAUGUUAUGGUAUACCUUAUUUAACAAUUUAUCUGAUAGGUAGCCCAUUUCUAUAUUAACCUUACAACUUUUGGACAUACUAAAUUAGGUCAUGCAAAUCAUAGCUUUACUUAUUUGUAAUUUUUCUUUUUCAGAUUAAAUCAAGUGAAUUGACAAAUGGUGUGAUAAACAGUGUUUUUGUACUUCUGUUUAAGGUAAAAAAAAAAAUUUUUUGAUUUUAUGGUGAUACAUGUAGCUUGAAAGCACCAAGUAAAAUCAAAUUUCCUUGGAUAACUAGUCAGAUUUUCUUUAUUUUAUAUGGUCCUGAUUGGCCUUUUUGAUUGAAAUGUCUUUAGUAAAUAUGUUUAAAUAUGCUUAUACACGUUUAGCAAAUGUGUUAAAAAGCAGUAAUAAAAAUAAAAAAUAAAAUAAAAAAUGAAAUGUGUAUACUUAAUGCAAAAACUGAGUAAUCUGAAGGGGUAGAUAGUGUGAAACCUCUUACAUUAAUUUUUUUUUUUUUUUUAAGGAUGGCUCGUCAAAGAUUAUCAUAACCUUGAAGUUUGUUUUCUUUUGUCAUUAGGACUUAAUCAGGUUAUUUGCCUGCUACAAUGAUGGAAUUAUAAAUUUGCUUGGUAAGUGACUAUGUUGAAGUUUAUAUUUGAUAAUGUUCUUAAAUCCUCCUAUUUGUAUCUGUAUUAUGUAUGCAGAUAAGUGAUGCAAGAGUGGAAAAGUGCUCCUACCUAUAAUUCCUCUUUUUGCCUUUCAAAACCCUCUCUUAACAUUUCCUUCUAUUUUCUCCUGUAUCCCCUUUGCUUUAAAGUUUCCCCCUGAUGCCACCACCUCCCCCCCCAACCAUCUCCACCACCACCCUCUACAGUGCAAUGGAGGCAUAGAUCUAAUGAGAACUAGCUCUUCAUCAAAAUUGAUAGCUAUUGGAGCUUUGAGGAAUUACUCACUGUUUUCUUUUAGAGAAAAAUUACUUGCUUUCUAGAUUUGUAAAUGGAUAUUAAUAAUGAAUUGUACUGGUAGUUAAUGAAAAUGUUUAAUGGAUUGUUUUUUACAUUUUGAAUUCUUAGUGGCCAUUCCUGUGUCUAUCAAAUACACCCUCCCUUUUUCAGAUUCACCUUUAUUCACAUACUUUCAGAAAUAUUACACAACAAUGUACAAUUUCCUCGUGGGACCUCCAUCAAUUACUGCUUCAUAAAAGAGUCUGAAGAAAGCUUUCAACAAAAUAGGCUUUUUUAUAAUUUUGGAUUUAUUAUUAUUAUUUUUUUACAGAGAAGUACUUUGACAUGAACAAGAAAUCUUGCAAGGAGGCACUUGACAUCUAUAAGAAAUUUAUAACUCGCAUGGACAGAGUGUCUGAGUUUUUGAAAGUUGCAGAAGAUGUUGGUUUUGACAAGGAUGAUAUCCCUGAUCUUAGUAAGGUAGUCUAUCAGAAAAGCUCAAAAUUAUCUUUUCUUGGAAGCCAUUGUGGUUGUCUUUUUGCAGAGAGGGAUGAAGUGGUCUUAAACCUUUUAUAAGAACAUGUGUUAUUUUAAUACUGUGGUCCUUUCUUAGCAUGGAAGUGAAAUGAUUAUCUCUCAGUUGAUAACUGUAGUGGAUAAAGGUUUUUUCCCCUUUUGCCUGUCACCGUAAACAAUGUUCAACUUUAAGCUUUACCAUCAUAAUUGCUCAUGGUAAUUUUUUUUUCCUUUAGGCACCUAACAGCCUUUUGGAUGCCCUUGAAAACCACUUGCAAUCGUUAGAGAAAGGAAAGACAACUAACCCACCUACAUCAAAGUAAGUGGUACUAUAUAUAAAUAAGUCUAUCAUGAUUCACUUGACUUGAUUGUUACUCUGUCCUAUAGUGUCUGCUUUUUUUUUGUCUAAUGUACAAUGUAUCUGUCUGAUAAUUUUGUUUCUUCAACUGAGGUUAUUAACCCUGAAGCUGGCAUUUCAAGGGUUAGCCCUUUGUCAGAGCUAAGGAUACACAUUUGUCUGGUGCACCAUGUAAAGUUGUCUUUUUUGUUGUUGAUGGAAAGUCCCUGUAUUGGAUUGCAGGCCAUUGACAAUACCAAGCAUUACCCUUCCACCGUCAGCAACAGAUGCUUUUAGUGCUGGCAAGUUUACAACUAGGUUUGAAGGAGAUGAUGCUACCGAUGCUGGCCCAAAAGGUGAUCUUCUUGAAGAGGAGGAGAAAAAUCUUGAAGCUUUUAAGGUGGGCAUGUUUUUUUUGAGAUGCUGCUUGACAUUCAAGGGUGUCAUGAUCAUUAGUAUCAUCUUUAUUAACUAUUAAUAAUUGAAAAUCCUUGGGCACAACUUUUUGCGCCAUAUUUGACCUCCUGAUGUAGAUUUCAUGCAGCAUUUCUUUCCAAGUUGCAGAAAUCCUGCAAAAACACCCAAGAAGAAACCCUGGAAAUAGUUUUUAUUAAUAUUAUUAUUAUUAUUUAUUAUUUAUUAUUAUUAUUAUUAUUAUUAAUAUUAAAAAAUAGAAAGCAAAAGAUUCUGGAACACAGAUUCAAGUACCUCCAGUACAAGCGGCCACUCAGCCACCAGGCCAACCUAAGCAGUGGGAGUUGUUAGGUGAACCAGCCCAGCCUGCUGUGGCCCCACAAGUAUCUCCUAGCAAUGACCUUCUACAACUCAAUGCUGCAUUUGCUGCUGCUCCUUCACUGCCAAGUUCUGCAGCUUUUUCACCAAGUCAUCCCUUCCCUCCCAGCCAAGGCUUUCCAGCUGCACAAGGUUUUGGACCAGGUUCAGCAUCAAAUGGUUUUGGUGCUCCUCAGGCUGGACCCUGGGGUGCUCAAGCCCAAGUCCAAGCUCCUUCCAGUGGUAAGACCCUUUGAGCAACACUGCCUUCAGCAGAAUGAUAUUAGCCAGGUGUAGUAGCUGAAAAGCUACUUGAAAUGAAAUGAGGAUGUAAAACUCAAACAAGAAUUAGACCCAACACCGCAUACAUGUAUUAAUUUCAAAUUCUGGGGAGUUUGCUAUUGUCCUAAAAUCUCAGACAUAUUUGUGGGGACAGUCACAGCUUCGGCUGUGAAAUUCAAUUUUGGUGGGUUUGAUCUAAUUUGCAAAAAAUGUAACAACUACCACUGUCAAAAAAUUUUAGAGAGAAGAGUAGCAAAGUGAUGCAAUCCUACUGGUUUCAGAUCUCUGUCCUGCCAUAUUUUAUCAGAGAGUGUGGCAAACUAGCUGUGACAGCAACUUGUGGUAUUCACAAAUUUGCACUAACAUUUUCAGCCCUAUUCAUCAGCACUCAGCAAAUCAUCCUAGUCUGUUCAUAGUACUGUAGUCCUGAAACCAUAUUAUAGAAGAGGAUAGUGUUCUGGAGGAGGUGUGACAACUCUCUCAUACUUGUUUCAACACAUCACAAUUUUUGUUACUGUGCACGUUAACAGGUUUCAGCAGCAGCAGCGGCAGUACAAACCCAUUUGACAGCCAAGGUCAGGAUGAGUUUGCAGCAGUUUUUGGUGCUAAACAAAGCACUGUUCAAGGUCAUGAAGGUCUGGGAGACAUCUUGCUCCCAACAGUUCCUGGUGGAGGACUUCCGCCAACACAGGUGGAGAGUGGUAUGAGCAGGGAGCAGUCAGGAACUGACCUUCAUUCCAGCCUGCAGAGAGUUGCCAAGUCUUUAGGUGAGAAUAUACAAUGUACGCAAUAUAAAUCUGUUGAUCAGCUGAGGUUAUUUGGAGAGUGCCAAUUGAAUAAAUUAUAAUUAUUAUACAUGUGUACAUUGGAAUACAAUUUCAACCCCAAGCCUUGCUUUCAAGGUACAGACGGGUUAAUUUUAAUAGGAAGCUAUUCCCAAGUAACUUAAAUCAAAAGAAUUCAAAGGAAUUAGCACUCUCAAUUUGAAAAGGAUUUUCAGAAUGAACUCUCAGUGAUUAAAAUUAACCACCGUUGACCUUCAUUAGUUGUGGUCAGUGAAAUUUAGUUACAUUAAUAGUUAUUCAAACAUUGAAAGUGUGACAUUUUGCAAGGUGGUAACUAUUCACAGCGCCACAAAAUUGCAGGCAAGAGUCUGUAUUCACAAUUGACAUAAAGAAUUAGCUGUUUAGUAGGACCUCAUUAUUUACAUAAUGAGGCACAUGUUUCUCACCCUCAGGAAGAUUUUAAAUGAGUUGGGGCAUUGUUUGCCAGGGAUCUGACACUAUUAAUUAUCAAGCGAUUUGUUUUGCUCAAGGACAUAUACUUUCUUGUGGGAGCUGAAGUGCUGAUGAUGAUGGCCUGCAUGCAGGCUAGUAAAGAAAUCAGAUAUGCUACAUGUACAUGCAAAAUUUUUCAAACAUGAGUACUUGAUUAAAAUUCAUUAAAUCUUUUUGUUGAAUAUGUGAUACCUGUUAGUGACUUUUUUCUUAUGAAUUAUAGAUACAUUUUCCUUAACCAAUGGAAACAUUAUGGGUACCGCUGGUAGAACACAGCAUCAAUGGACAGCUCCAGCACCACAGAGUAAAACUGGUGGACCAAACUGGCAGGCUCCCAUUACAGCAAAAACAACUUUACCAGCUUCAAAUAUGCCAUCAAUGCAGCAGCAGCCAACUGGAUUCAGAUCAGCCUUUGCACAGCCACAACCAAUGGCACAGCCUUUCAUGGUAUGUACAGUAUUAAUAAGUUACUGAAAUUGAGAGAAAGGAAAUGUUGAUACCCCUCAUGCAGAUUUCUCAUUUUUUCAUUCUCUCUCAUUCCUUCCCAUUGUUUUGGCUCUUUGCUUUCUAAAGAAAUCUUGUUUCUCAUAGAUUCUUUAUUGUUAUUAGUAUCAUUAAUGUUAUUUUUGCCAUUGUUUCGUAAAUAGAUUUAGAUGUUCUCAUUAAGCAGGGCAUGAAAUUAAUUUUUUUGGAGGAUGUUACUAAUGUAUGUUUAACAACAUAUUCCUUGCUCCAGCAAACAAAGAAAUGUAUGGCUAUCAAUUGGACAAAUUACCUUUUAGAUGGUUGGAGUGUAAGCAAGGAUGAAUUUUUGUUUACAUGUAGCUGUUGUGGGGUCUUAUGGCACUGUCUGCUUUUUUUGUUUUAACAUGUGAAGCCACCUGGUCAGCCAGUAAUGUUCCCUCCACAACAGGGCUCUGUGUUUCCAUCUCAACCGUUCCAACCUCAGAGACCUGCACAGCCUGGCGACCCAUUUGGACCUGUCCCUGGCAGUCAGGUAAAUUGA